AUGGGGACCUUCAACCCGUGGACAGAUUACCUGGGUCUGGCAAGCCUGGUAGGGGCGCUGCAUGGGGAAGAGGAGCCUGAGACCAGGCUAGACCCCGAGCCAGAACCAGAGCCAGGUCCAGGGGAUCAGAGGCCCAGCCCGAAAUCCUCACUGGGCCCUGAACUCCUGUGCUCCUUCUGCAAACACAACGGUGAGUCCCGGGCCAUCUACCAGUCCCACGUGCUCAAGGACGAGGCGGGCCGGGUGCUGUGCCCCAUCCUUCGAGACUACGUGUGCCCGCAGUGUGGUGCCACGCGGGAGCGCGCCCACACCCGCCGUUUCUGCCCGCUCACUGGCCACGGCUACACCUCUGUGUACAGCUACACCACCCGCAACUCAGCUGGCAAGAGGCUCAUUCGGCCGGACAAAGCAAGGACGCAGGACCCAGGGCACCGAGGAGGAGGAGCAGGAGGAGGAGGAGGAGGAGGAAGAACAGGAACGGCCUGGGCUUGCUAUUCCAGGAGCAGCCCCCAGGUGGCGCCCGAGCCCCAGCAACGUUAA
Molecule: messenger RNA, 540 nt
Organism: Orycteropus afer afer
Lineage: Eukaryota; Metazoa; Chordata; Mammalia; Tubulidentata; Orycteropodidae
Gene: NANOS3
Product: nanos C2HC-type zinc finger 3
Exons: 2
Coding region: 1-540 (179 amino acids)
Biological process (GO): negative regulation of translation; oogenesis
Cellular component (GO): perinuclear region of cytoplasm
Molecular function (GO): zinc ion binding; mRNA binding
Source: RefSeq, a predicted model, not a curated record